Sorex araneus (European shrew) is the source of this 3913-nucleotide messenger RNA. It is a transcript of the gene NECTIN1, whose product is annotated as nectin cell adhesion molecule 1. Gene Ontology annotation, cellular component: adherens junction. The record is from RefSeq and is a predicted model, not a curated record. NCBI's taxonomy places the organism in Eukaryota, Metazoa, Chordata, Mammalia, Eulipotyphla, Soricidae. Gene Ontology annotation, biological process: homophilic cell-cell adhesion; protein localization to cell junction; heterophilic cell-cell adhesion. The transcript has 6 exons. The coding region runs from base 396 to 1940 and encodes 514 amino acids.
CUGGAGCCUGCGCUGCAGCCACGAGGGGGUUAACCGAAACCCCACCCCCGGGCCUGACAUCACGGGCCGAGCGGGCCGGGCCGGGCAGAGCGAGCGCGGCGGCGGCUGCAGCUGCACAUUGUUCCCCGCGCCCCCCGCCGCCUCGGACCCGGGCCGGCCAUGGACGCCCGCGAGCCGGCGCCGAGCGGGAGGCUGUGAGCCCGCCGCGCGCCCCUCCCCGAGCCCGUGUGCGUGGACGGCGAGGGCGGGACCGGAGGAGGCGAGGGGGGACAUGACCCGGGCCACUCGCGCCGGGCAGCCGCCGCGCCGCUGAGCCGCCCGCCCCGCCCGCCCGCGCACGCUGCCCGCCGCCGGAGCGCUGUCCUCGGACCCGCGUGGCCGCAGCCCCGCGCCCGAUGGCCCGGAUGGGGCCGGCGGGCGCCGCUGGACGCUGGUGGGGACUCGCGCUGGGCUUGAGCGCCUUCUUCCUCCCAGGUGCCCGCGCCCAGGCCGUGCAGGUGAACGACUCCAUGUCCGGCUUCAUCGGCACCGACGUGGUGCUGCACUGCAGCUUCGCCAACCCCCUGCCCGGUGUGAAGAUCACGCAGGUCACGUGGCAGAAGGCCACCAACGGCACAAAGCAGAACGUGGCCAUUUACAACCCCUCCAUGGGGGUCUCGGUGCUGAUGCCGUACCGCCAGCGCGUGCAGUUCCUGCGGCCAUCCUUUGUGGACGGCACCAUCCGCCUCUCGCGCCUGGAGCUGGAGGACGAGGGCGUGUACAUCUGCGAGUUCGCCACCUUCCCCGCGGGUAACCGCGAGAGCCAGCUCAACCUCACCGUGAUGGCCAAGCCCACCAACUGGGUGGAGGGCGCCCAGGCCGUGCUCCGCGCCAAGAAGGGGCAGGACGAUAAGGUGCUGGUGGCCACCUGCACGUCGGCCAACGGGAAGCCCGCCAGCAUAGUGUCGUGGGAGACACGGCUGAAGGGCGAGGCGGAGUACCAGGAGAUCCGGAACCCCAACGGCACGGUGACCGUCAUCAGCCGCUACCGCGUGGUGCCCCGCCGGGACACCCACCAGCAGUCCCUGGCCUGCAUCGUCAACUACCACACGGACCGCUUCCGGGAGAGCCUGACCCUCAACGUGCAGUAUGAGCCAGAGGUGACCAUUGAGGGCUUCGACGGCAAUUGGUACCUGCAGCGCUCGGACGUGAAGCUCACGUGCCACGCAGACGCCAACCCGCCAGCCACGGAGUUCCACUGGACCACGCUGAACGGCUCCCUCCCCAAGGGCGUGGAGGCCCAGAACAGCACCCUCUUCUUCAGGGGCCCCCUCAGCUACAGUGUGGCGGGGACCUACAUCUGCGAGGCCACCAACCCCAUCGGCACCCGCUCGGGCCAGGUGGAAGUCAACAUCACAGAGUUCCCCUACACGCCAGCCCCCCCUGAGCACGGGCGCCGCCACGGCCCGGUGCCCACGGCCAUCAUCGGGGGCGUGGUGGGCAGCGUCCUGCUGGUGCUGCUGGUGGUGGGCGGCAUUGUGGUGGCCCUGCGCCGCCGGCGCCACACCUUCAAGGGCGACUACAGCACCAAGAAGCACGUGUACGGCAACGGGUACAGCAAGGCAGGCGUCCCGCAGCACCACCCGCCCAUGGCGCAGAAGCUGCAGUACCCCGAGGACUCGGACGACGAGAAGAAGCCGGGCCCGCUGGGCGGCAGCAGCUACGAGGAGGAGGACGACGAGGAGGGUGGCGGCGAUCGCAAGCUGGGGGGCCCGCACCCCAAGUACGACGAGGAUGCCAAGAGGCCCUACUUCACGGUGGACGAGGCCGAGGCCCGGCAGGACGGCUACGGGGACCGGACCCUCGGCUACCAGUAUGACCCCGAGCAGCUGGACUUGGCCGAGAACAUGGUGUCCCAGAACGACGGCUCCUUCAUUUCCAAGAAGGAGUGGUACGUGUAGGGCGCCCGGCCCCACCCGCACGCCCCCGCCGGGUCUGCCAGCCCCACCCCCCGGUGCUGUGUCCGACUGUGGCUUUGGUCUUGCUGUCCCCCCGCCCCCACCCCCGCCCCACGCGCCCACGGGAGCCCCGUUCUCGUCACCCUCUGUACCGGGGUGUGGGGCGCUAGCCCCCCAACACUGGAAUCUGUUCUCUCCCUUGGGACUGGAGGGGCUACGCGGAGCCCCUUCAGCCCCCCCAUGCUGCUCCCCUUUCCCCAGGGAGAGGGACCCCCACGCCCCCCACGUGAGCUCCGGCCUGGCACCCGAGAGGCAGAACGGGGGUGCGGCCCCGCCCGGUGCAUGAGGGAGGGCCCCUGGCAGGAGGGGGUCUCCCUGAGUCCCGCCCCCGUGGGACAGGGGCAGGUGGGCUCCAGCCCCUCCCUCCUCGGCUCACACGCCUUACGCAGGCUGCUCACUGCCGGGCCGCCUCGCCCGCGCCCCCCUCCCGGCAGGGGCCCCUCUCUGGCGGCGCCCACGUGGGGGGCGUCUGCGGGAACAGGGGGCACGGCGGGGCAGGCGCUCCAGCUCCCCACGACCGGGCGGGAGGCAGGUAGCCGCUGGCCCACUGUCCACUCUGUAAGAAGGGGCGCUUGGGGACACUCCCCUGUGCCCAGGGGGCUCUGAGCUCAGCCGCUCACCCCCACUCCAGCCUCACGGCCCCCCAGCUCCAAGUGCCUCAGCCCCCGACUCCACGUGGGAAGGCCCUGGGGUGCAGGGGCUGUGGGGGCCAGCGCUGGGGGGAGGCCGGCCAUGGAGUGCCCCGAGGUGCUGGCUGACCUAACUGCGCCCCCACCCGGUGCUGCUACUGAACCCCACCGUCCCUCCCGGCCGGCAGCCCUGGGCCUCCCACUGUGCCCCUCGCCCAGACCACCCAGUAGCCACGUAGCAGAAGUCUGAAGCCAUGCCAGCCUGGGCAGCACGUGCCCCUUGGCAACGGGGAAUCUGGGAAGGGGUACUGGGGUUCUGCCCACCCUGGGGAAGGGGCGGGGGCACUCACUGCCUCCAGGGCCGGGCACCGCACCGUGCAUCCACUCACGGCCCUCUACCCCACCAUCUCAUGUCAUGCUGGCCCUCUGCUGGGUCCCCUUGCCCCAAGGUAGGAUGCCAGCCUGGGGGCCUGCCUGUAAGAGGUGUUCUCUACGCCCUGGAAAUUGAGAGUGAAACGACUCUCCCAACACCCCCGCCCGCCCUCCUCCCCUCUGACCCUGCACUGCCACCCCGAUUUCUCUUUCUACAAUGGACUGAGGGCCCAGCCAAAGUACCGAGUCCCCCGAAGACACCUCCACACCCUCCCCCCAAAACAAAGCACAAAUUGUGGGUCUUGGGGGGCCACGGGGCGCCCGGAGAGAGCACAAGUCUGGUCACGCUGGGACCUGCGGAGAUGGCGUGUGGCGGGUGGGCGCUGCCAGUGGCACGAGGGCAGAACCUCCCGGACCCCCGAGACCCACUCUCCACCGUGGCCAGAAGCUCCGCAUCCAGCUGCCCUGCACUCGGACCCCAUGCGCAUGCCCGUCUCCUCGCUGCCCUGCCGGUCUCAUGGAGGGGGGGCAGAGCCCCCCUCUAGGAGGAGCCAAAAGGGGCGAGCACGGGCUGGCACCUGGAGGGGUCUGGCCUCGACCCUCCUGCAGCGGCAUCAUCGGGAAGUUGGGGACACAGCAGCGCCUGUGUCGGGCGCGAGGGGCCCGCAGGGACGCCCCCUCCCCCCCGUCCGGUGCUGCUCUGCGCCUGCUGAAAAGUGGGGUCUGGGCGGGAGCUGGGGGCCCCCUCUUUUGUACACACGAGGCGCCAGGAGAAGCCUCCUGCGUCCUCUCUGACCAAGGGGGUGCUUGCCUCACCCCCUUUCACUUGUAUAAAAAAAAAAAUGAUGGGUUGAAGCUAUACUGACCGAGGAGAAAUAAAUGAUGUACUUUUUUAUAAAUAAAGUGUUUAAAACA